AUGCGGCGGUUCUCGAGCAGCCAGUUCGAGGAGCCCUUCCCUGAGAUCGCAGACAUGAUUCCCGCGACGCCCUUUGAUGUCGACAUGCAACAGCAGCAGCAGCAGCAUCAGCAGCAUCAGGUACAGCAUCAGCAGCAGAUACAACCGCAGCAUCAGCAUCAGCAUCAACAAAUACAGCACCAGCAGCAGCAGCAACAACUUCAACCACAGCCGCAACACGGACAAGGAACAGGACAAGGGACGGAGGAGGACUCGAUAGACCACGGCCACAAGCUGCUCUCCUUCUCGGUGCCGGCCUACAACUUUACUCUACUGGACUACUCGCUACGGCGGACCUCGCUGAACAUGACGGCGCAGCUACACGGGAUGUUCUUCCUGGCCGAGUCGAGCUGGUCGGCCUCUCCCGGCGGCGACACACCGGUGAGCGUCAACACGGCGGCGCCCGCAGUAGGGAUGGGCAUGGGAGUGGGCGUGGGAGUAGGCGUUGGGCCGGCAGAGCUGACCUGCUACCGGCGGAAUCUGUUCCAGAUCACAGGCUCGGUGACGCUGCCGCGGACACUCCGGUAUAUCAUGACGGAGCAGGGCGACCGCAUACCCAUCCUGGCGCAGGAGCUGACGGUGUCUGCCACGGAGUCGGUGGAAGGCAACCCGGUCAAAAUCAUCUCGGUGCCAUGGAAGACUCCGGCGGGUGGUUCUUCUUCCGCCAAUGCAUCGGGGAGUGCUGGUGGUGCUGGUGUUGGCGGCAGUGGCGGUGGUAGUGGUAGUGGAAGUGCUGCUGGCGGUGGAAUGGUAGAAGACAAGACGGAAAAGGAGCCUGCGCCGGUCGUGCUGGACACCAUGGGCGGCCAGGACGCAGACGCCGACUUUGCUACCUUUUCGAUUGCGUGGAAGCGGCUGCAGUUCCGGAUAGCGACCGCCAACAACGGACGGCGGCGGGAGCUGCAGCAGCAUUUUGUGCUGAGGCUGAAGAUCGUGGCGACGCUGUCGACGGGGGCGAAGAUCUCGAUAUGCGAGAGCCAGUCGGGCCCGAUCAUCGUGCGAGGCCGCAGUCCGCGCAACUUCCAGUCCAGAAAGGAUGUGCCCCUGAGCGGCAGCGCGGCGGCCUCGAGGAAGAACACGCAGGCCGCAGCUCUGGCCAGGGCCAACGCAGGAGGCACUCCCGCCAAUCCCGCUGGCAGUGUAUCAGCUGGCGGCGGGAAGAGAAACUCGCCGGUCAAGACGGAGGAGAGGGCGGCUGCUGCUGCUGUUAUAUCUGAUCCCUCAGCGGCGGCGGCGGAGGAGGAGGAGGAGAGCCGGUCGAGCAAGCGACGGCGGAUGAGCUCCGGGAUCCCGCCCAUCACGCUGACCUUCAACGACGAGGAGGCCAGCUCGCCGCACUCGCUCCCUAUCCCCGAGCUGGAGCAGCAGCUGGAGCAGCCCGAGCGGAAGAGAUCUACAUCCCAUUACGACGGUCCCUUGAAUCAUCAUCCCCUAAAUCAACCCCUAAAUCAACAUCACCAACAUCAACAUCACCCCCUGAAUCAACAUCAACAUCAACCCCAAAGUAACCACCACCAGAACCACCACCAGAACCACCAGCUGCCGGCUAUCAUGGGCGAGGCCGAGGACAGGGCCGACGUGCUGUACGAGUACUUCCCGCUGGCGCUGGAGGAGUGGCAGGCGCCCGUGGACGCCGUCUACCGGCCGCACGUCGUGCACCACACCGCGCUGGCCGGCGAUGCAAAGGCGCUGGCCGCCCGCCGGAGCAAAGUCUACUUUGAAUCAUAG
Molecule: messenger RNA, 1767 nt
Organism: Trichophyton verrucosum HKI 0517
Lineage: Eukaryota; Fungi; Ascomycota; Eurotiomycetes; Onygenales; Arthrodermataceae
Product: transcriptional regulator PacG/VIB-1
Exons: 1
Coding region: 1-1767 (588 amino acids)
Biological process (GO): meiotic cell cycle; positive regulation of transcription by RNA polymerase II
Cellular component (GO): nuclear chromosome
Molecular function (GO): DNA binding; DNA-binding transcription factor activity
Source: RefSeq, a predicted model, not a curated record